Sciurus carolinensis (gray squirrel) is the source of this 2840-nucleotide messenger RNA. It is a transcript of the gene Sack1a, whose product is annotated as family with sequence similarity 83 member A. Lineage: Eukaryota; Metazoa; Chordata; Mammalia; Rodentia; Sciuridae. The record is from RefSeq and is a predicted model, not a curated record. The coding region runs from base 159 to 1466 and encodes 435 amino acids. The transcript has 4 exons. Gene Ontology annotation, biological process: epidermal growth factor receptor signaling pathway.
CAGAGGCAAGUCACUUCUCUGAGCGAGAGGAGGGGCGGCAGGUACCCUGUGCCCCAGCCCAGCGCUGGGAGGCCUCUCCUCUACGGCGUGUUCUACGUGCACCCCACAUCUGGACGAGCUCCAGCCGCUGCCUCCCUCCACGACUGAGGGACGGGAGAAUGAGCCGGGCAAGGCAUGUGGGCAAGAUCCGGAAGCGUCUGGAAGAUGUCAAGAACCAGUGGAUCCGGCCAGCCAGGGCCGACUUCAGUGACAACGAGAGCGCCCGGCUGGCCACAGAUGCCCUCUUGGAUGGGGGUCUUGAAGCCUACUGGCGGACACUCAGCCAGGAAGGUGAGGUGGACUUCCUGUCCUCGGUGGAAACCCAAUACAUUCAGACAGAAGCCAAAGAGCCACCUUGUACCUCAGAUCCUGCAGGAGGGGCAGAAGCAGGCCCCAGAGGACUUGACUCCUGUUCCCUACAGUCAGGAACCUACUUCCCUGUGGCCUCAGAGGGCAGCGAGUCAGCCCUGCUGCACACCUGGGCCUCGACUGAGAAGCCCUACAUGAAGGAAAAGUCCAGCGCCACCGUGUACUUCCAGAUGGACAAGCACAACAACAUCAGAGACCUCGUACGCCGCUGCAUCACCCGGACCAACCAGGUCCUGGCCAUCCUGAUGGAUGUGUUCACGGAUGUGGAGAUCUUCUGUGACAUUCUAGAGGCAGCCAACAAGCGUGGGGUGUUCGUCUGUGUGCUCUUGGACCAGGGAGGUGUGAAGCUCUUCCAGGAGAUGUGUGACAAAGUCCAGAUCUCUGACAGUCACCUCAAGAACAUUUCCAUACGGAGUGUGGAAGGAGAGGUGUAUUGUGCCAAAUCAGGCAGGAAAUUCUCCGGCCAAAUCCAGGAGAAGUUCAUCAUCUCAGACUGGAGAUUUGUCCUGUCUGGAUCAUACAGCUUCUCCUGGCUCUGUGGACACGUCCACCGGAACAUCCUCUCCAAGUUCACAGGCCAGGCAGUAGAGCUGUUUGACGAGGAAUUCCGCCACCUCUACGCCUCCUCCAAGCCCCUGAUGGGCCUGAAGUCCCCCAGGCUGUCCACGCUCCUCCAGCCCAGCGAGGGUCCCAGCACCCCCAACGGCGACCUCAGUGGCAGCAGCUGCUCUGCCAGUGACCGCACAUCCUCCAACCUCUUCAGCAGCCCGUCGACAGGCAGCAACCCCCACAACCAGAGUGUGUCCAUGUCCUCCGGGGCUGGCAGUCCCCUGGCCCCAAACCCUCCCCCACCCCCCAGGUUUCAGCCCUACCACGGGCCUUGGGGAGCCCUGUCUCCACAGGCUCUCUUCUGCCCCAGGCCCCUUGAUGGCCCGCCCGCCCCCUACAACAACCUCAAUGCCUACAGGCCCACACGGCUGCAGCUCGAGCAGCUUGGCCUAGUGCCCAGGGUGACUCACAUCUGGAGACCCUUUCUACAGGCCUCGCCUCAUUUCUGAAGUGCUGCCCUGUGCUCCCCAGGGCCGGCUCAGGGCACUUCUGGCUUUGCUGGCUCAAGGACCCCACCUCAGCAACUUACGAGGUUCAGCCUGAUUCCUUUAAAGGCACUCAGACAAACUCACUGCCUGCGUCAGAAUGCUCCAGGCCUAAGACCAUCCGCUUGCCAACCCCCACCUGCCCCUGUGUUCCCCCUCACUGACUUGGCCUAUGUAACCCUUUCCAGAAGGUUUCAGGAAGGCGGGGGUGGCAGGGAACUAGAGGACAAGAUCAUGACAACAGAGCCCCUGUCUUCCAAAAAUCACCCAGAGUUUCAGCGUUAAUGGUCCCCAUCAUGUAAAAAGGGGCAGAUGUGGUGAAAGACGCUGGGAACUUAGACUCCACCACACUGAAGUGAAAUUGAGGUACAAAAAUCCAGGCGAAACCUUUACCUGGGCCUCCAAUUGGAAAGGGAGACACAGCUCCUCCAGAAUGUCAGACUGGCGGGCUGAAAAAGAGGGGCCUAUGUUUACUGACUGCUUGCAGGGAGGGGUUCAGGAAUGUGGCCCUGAUGAGCUAAGUGAAUGCACCCUGGCUGCAGUGAUGGCCACUGUGAGGGUGUAACCGAGGCACAUGAACCAAGAUCCAAGGGUGCAUUUGCCCAUCAUACUUAUUAUCUCAGAUGCCACCUAAGUUUUACUAAUGGGUAAACUGAGGUACCAAUAUAUAGAUAGCUGGUAGGUACUUUUGUUUCCCAGGAAUGGUCCACUCCCCAAAGAUUUUGAUAAGAAAGAUUCAGAAGAGGAUGUGGGAAUAUUCUGGAUGUUUCUGGAAAGAGUCAGAGAAACUCCUCUUCCCUAGAAAUACUGGGGUACCCUUGGGACCAGUGAAUUACAAUGAGGCCCCAGAAUCUGCAUCUGUUAAUUUGUGUGGGUCCAGGUGCCUCUACCUGGCCUGGGGAUCUGCUGAGGAAUGAAUGCCAAACCCUCAUGAACCUGCAUUCAUUCAUUCCCAAAGUGACACUUAACCCUAUACCUGGGGUGCGAUGCUGGGGGAAAGGGCAGUGGCAGUGGGAUGUGAUCCAGGCUGGUCCAGACAUAGGGAAACAGGUGCCGGGGCCCAGGGCCUCCCCAUCUCCACGCCCUCUCCUGCACCCAAAUAUCUUCUUUGCCUCGUUUUCGGCUCAGAUGUCUGGCCUUUGCUGUCGAGAGCCCUUCCUCUGGGUGGCCUGAUUUCUGAUAGCAUGUAACAACCUCAGCCCUACUCUGCAGAUAUGGUUUCCAUCGGCCCAUCCAUCCCUCUGCUCCUAUUUGACCAAUAGUCCUGGCAUGGGCAGGGCACCUUGGCUUCUGUCUUAUUUCUUUUAAAUUCUAUUCCUAUCUCACUUUCCUUUUUAU